CGCUAUCACAAAACUGAAAAUAAAAAUAUGGCGCCACAUUAAAAUAUUACAGAAAUUUUAAACCAUUUUCAUUUCUAAAAUUUCACCUAGGUAAUGUAACCAAAACCAAGCCCAAAAAAAAAUCCUUCAUUUUCUCAUUUCAUCAGUGAAACAAACAAAGAACACUCUUCAUCUCUCUCUUUAUUCUAUUUCACGAUCAGCUAGGGUUCUAAAACAAUCUGCGGCCCAAAUUUACCAAAAUUAUCACUCAUCUACUCAAAUUUACAAAAAAAAUCACACAUUAUGCUCGACGUUAUUCUGUAAUGGUUGCGCAUCAAGUGGGAUCUGCUGGGUUUUGCCGUUGAAAUUCUCUAGCUGUGAUUAUUUUAAUUAAUUUGGUAUCAAAAUUUCAAAGGAUUCUGCUUCUCCUGUUUCUGUUGUCGCCAAUUUCUGGAAAGGUAUUUUUCCUGAUUUCAUUUUUUUUCAUUUUUAAUGCUGCAUUUCGAUUUAAUUUGAUUGAUUUAUCGAUUGAUUUUAGGGUUAUUGUAGAGGAAAUUGUUAGUUUGGUUGUUUAAAUGUGGUUUUACUGGAUGAAUGUGCAAUGAGAAUUUGAUUUAGAGAAAGAAAUACAAUUUAGAGUCUGAAACUCUUGAUAGGAAUGCUUCUUGAUUGACUUAUUGAUAGUACUACGUACUUAGUAUUAAAGAAGUAAGGGCGUCUCUAAUAGUUAAUUAGAAUCUGUCGAAAAAUAGAUAGAAAGUUAGGAGCUUACAAUCUGAUUCGUGAAUGCUAUAGAACAUCCUUUAAAAAUUGCAGCAUUUUCUAUGUACUGCAUGUACAAUGUUUGGGAAAUCUGCAUAAACAAUAGAGUAUAUAUUUAGCUCAUCCUAGUAAGGAAAUUACACAAGCAAAAGCAACUCAAUUUCUCAGAUACAUAUUAGAAAUUUUUUAAUGCUGGUUCUUGUACAUUACCUUUGCUCAAAGAGAAAUGGGAAUGUCAUUCAAAACAGAAGCCUCAGUAUAGCUACUUUCAUAUUGCAGACGCAGAUGAGACAUAAUCUGAUUACGAAGGUCCCUGUCAAGCCUAUUUCUGUACAUAUAUUUCAUUACUUCUGCCAUUUUAUCCCUAAAUCGUUCUGUUUGAGAGCCUUUAACUAUCAAUGCAGUCAUAUUACCGAUCAAAUAAGCACCCAAAAUUAUAUCAAACGAGACAUAAAUCAUAAUGAAUAUCAUUUCCCGCAUAUUGACGGCAUGUAUAUCUCCAUAUCCUGUAAUAUAACAGCACCAUUGAUGUGUUAAUGACAUUCUAGAGCAAUCAUGAACACAUAUCUGAGUAGUUUUGCUGUAACAUCUUUCCGUAAGUAGGUUCAUUCUACAUUACUACGCUGUAAUUCACAUUAAGUUUACACUAAAAAUACUCUUUAUUAUGACUCCAUGACCUGCCAUAAUCAAUCAAAAUUGUUGCCAAAGCUUUUUUAGCAUUAUAACUUUCUUCUAUUUUAUUUUAAUUUAAUGUUCUUGAUGUUGUAUCAAUGUAACAAGUAAAUAAGUACAAAGACAGAUUGUGGUACGUUGGGCUUUUCAAAAAGGGAAAUUAUCAAGGUUGCUAUGUUAUCAAGUUUAAAGAGCAGGUUAAAGGGCAAGUGUCCUGCCUCAUCCUCUUCCCAACAAAAGGAAAGUUAUGCAGUUUUAAGGAAUGAUGAGAGUUCAAGUGAUGAUAGUGACAAUGAUGAGGAAAAUAUGUUUGAUGAACAACAAAGUGAAGGUACCAAUGUUGAAAAUAAUAUAACAGAAGAAACUCAUAUAAUCCCUGAUAUUAGUUCACAAGAGAGACUCAAGAAGAAAGCUCCAAGAGGACCUAACAAGUGUGGUAACCUCUCAAGCAAUGAGAAAACUAUUGUUAGUGUAAAUAUCAAUGGACAACCAAUUGGUAAACAUGGCAGAAUACUCUCAUCUUACCUUGGUCUACUUGCUAGAGACCCAAAAUUAGUACCAUUUGAUUUGAAUGAUUGGAGGAAGUUUUUGAACAAGGAAAAAGAAGAAGUUCUUUGGAAGAUUAUUUUGACUAGAUUUACAUUUGAAGGUCCUACUUCUCCAAAAGAUUGGUCCAUGGAAAAGAUUGAUAGUUGCCUUAGAUCAUGGAGAACAAAACUUAAACAGAAACAUUACAAACCAGAAGAAAAAUCUUUAGAAGAGUUGCUGGUGCCACUUAAUACUAGAGUUGAUCUUGACCAGUGGGCAAAUAUAGUGCGUAGGUGGGAGUCAAAAGAAGGAAAGGAUUGCAGCAAUAGAAAUUUUGAUAAUCGCAUGAAGUCUACAAUGGCACAUCACUUGGGCACAAAAAGUUUGGCUCGAUUAAGAGAGGAAAUGACAGCGGAGGAUGGUGAAGCACCUGAUCGCCUUAAGGUCUUUGAAAAGGCUUAUGGUGACGCAAAAAAAAAACCAGUGGAUCCAAUUUCUGAGAUGAAGCUUGCUUCAGUGAAAAACCAUAAAGAGAAGCUUCCCCCUGAUUGUGAUAUUGUUAGUGAGCGAGACAAAAUAUUUGAGCUUGUUGUUGGAGAAGAUAAGCGUGGGUACAAACGUACGUAUGGAAUUGGUGUGAAAGUGUCAACUAAAGGUAACUCUAUGUACCACAACACUGAAGCAAGACAUAUGGUUGAAGAAGUGGAGAAAAGAAAAACAUUGGAAGAAGAAGUGGAGAUAGAAAAGCAAAAAAGGCUAGAAUUGGAGCAAGGAAUUUCCAUGGAAACUGAGAAAAGAAAGGAGCUAGAAGAAAACAUGUUAAGUGAAAAAAGGAAAAGGGAAGCUUUGGAAGAAUAAAUGCAGACAUUGAAGAAAUUGGUUCUCCACAUGCAAUCUAAUCAAGCCCCGCAGGUGACGCGUCAUCAGCCAGGCAUCAGGUGCUCCGACACCAACAGUCCGACGGUCCGACGUCGUUGAAUUUCGCUGAGGUAGUGAGCUAAAACCCAGUGAUGAAUUAGAAUAUCCAAGCUUGAAGAUUGUUGAUGCAGGUGCAUAGAUCUUUUUUGGAAAUCAAGUAGUUGCAUUGUACUUUUGUUGAGAAAACUUUAUGCUAUUAUUAUACUUCUUAUUAUAUCUUAAAUGGUGGUGGUGAUGAUGUAAAAACACUUUGUUUAUAUUAGUAUGCAUGCACCAACUUUUUGUACUAAAACUCUUAUGAGAACUUAUGGAUAAAUAGUAUAAAUAUUCCUUUUGUUCAA
This is a messenger RNA of Chenopodium quinoa (quinoa), 3200 nucleotides long. RefSeq lists its product as uncharacterized. The record is from RefSeq and is a predicted model, not a curated record. Lineage: Eukaryota; Viridiplantae; Streptophyta; Magnoliopsida; Caryophyllales; Amaranthaceae. The transcript is spliced from 10 exons. Bases 1588 to 2799 code for a protein of 403 amino acids.